AUCGCAUAAUUUUCACGUCCUAAGGGCCCGUCGGUGAGUCGGGCAAGUCUCGCCCACCGAAUGCGGUCAGAGUUUCGGAAAACGCCCGCCUUCUCGACUCUGUUGAUUCUGUCAACGAAGCGAAAAUACUUUCGGGGUCCGUGAUCGCACUUCGGCGAACGAAAACGACGGCGGACAAGACCGGCUCGGCGCGGCGGCAAUGGCAGCGAUGGCGGCGACCCGACACUCGCUGCAGUGCGAGCUGUUCCGACCGAACGACGAGCGUCUUGUCGACGUCGUCAACGUCGUCGAGGCGACGAAACGCAAGAAGAUGAGCCUUCUGUGCGCCGUGGUGAGCACGGACAAGCCCGUGCGCGUCAGUUUAUGCCAAGUGAAGAGCACCGACAAGGAUCUUUACAAGAAGAAACACAGCUGGUCUUUGCGCGACCUACGCCUCGUGGACGGCCGGAAAGCGGACAGCGCCGAGUUCGAUUUGCACUUCGAUAAAGUUUACAGGUGGCAAGCCAGGAAUAUACAGGAGCGCAAUGAUUUUUUGCGCUGCCUAUACCGCUUGUGCGUCCACUAUGCGCCGCAGCAGCAACGUCCCCGUUUUGAGAAUGUGCCCAAGACGCUGCUGGAAGACGAUGGCCGGGCUCUGCUUUUGGAGAAGGUGGUCGCGGACGAGGUCGAUGACUAUCAGGCGCUGACGGCACGCGAGGAGGCUGACCUGGAGUGCCUGAUGGCCAAGUACGAGUUUGCCAUUCACAAUGCUGAGGAGUUCACCGAGCAGCUUGCUCGUGAACUGGCUGCGCUGGACGCUUCCAACGUGCAUACCAUCAUGGAGUCUGAACGGCGGGUACAGAAGCUCAUGGAGAUGACACAGGUGGCGCUAGACGAGGUGUGCCGCCUUGAACGCCGUCUGGAUGCAUACGAGCAUCUGCUGCGCACUGUCCGCGACAGCGUGCUGCGAAUGGAGGAGAAGGAUGCCCUGCUGCACGUGCAGAACGAGAACAACGUCCGCCUCCUGCAUGAGCUGGAGACUCUCGUUAAUCAGCUCGACCUGCCGCACGCGCACCAGGUAGCCCUUCUUAAUGGAGACUUGUCCAGCCAGGAUGGCAUUCGUGCCUGCACUGCAGCUGCCCGGGCUCUCGAGGAGGCCUGCAGCGCACAGACCCGCCCAGGCCUGUCCAAGAUGGCUGCCGUCCAGGAGCAGACGAAGCUCCUGGAGAAGCUGCGGGACAAGUUCAGCACCACGCUGUCACACCACCUCAACAAGCUGUUCCUGAGAUUAGCCUCGGAGACAAGCCAGUGCGGUGAGGUGACACUUGUCAAGCACACGGGCUGCCACAAUGAACUGCGACCCUACAGCGAGCUGAUGCUGUGGCUCUCGCGGGCGCCUGACCCAACGCGAUUUGCACAGCUCCAGAAGAACUACAUCAACACGAUGAGCAAGCUCUAUGAGCGUGAGCUCCACAUCUUCUUUGAGCAGGCCAAGGACAGGCUCACCUCAAAGCCCAUGACAGGCACGCUGGACCGACGGUUAUCAAGCAUCCAACAGGCAGAGACAACGGAACCGAUGGAGAAUCGCUUCGAUGCCGUUCUGGAGCGUCUGCUCAGCAUGCUGGAGCCUGUUUGCCUGGCCGAGCAGCAGUUUUGUGCGGCCUUCUUUGGGCUUGGCUCGGCUCGGCUUCCUGGCUCCGUGAGCAGCCAGCCAGCUGCGGCGGGCAUUGGGUACUCAACACCUGUACGUGCUGCCUCAGACGAAGCCCUGGCUUCGGUUCACCGCAAGGAGCGCCAGAUCAACGAGGAGCUCCGCCGCAUGAUGUCGGCCCUCUUCCCAACGCUGGAGGCCAAGCUGCAGAACUUUCUUGAGACGUAUGACAAGUUGGAUGGGGUGUACUCAAUGCACCUGCUGGUGCGGCUCAACCAGCAUGUCAUGUCGGCGCAGGACACCGGUUCUUUCCUCAGCAUGGCCUUUGGCACCGUGGUUGUGCAAGCCAAGCGUAACUUCGACAGAUACAUGGCUGACAAGGUGCGGGCAGUAGAAGAGGCCAAAGCACCAAAGCGCUCCAAGUGCGGCCUGCUGCCUUUCCUCAACCACUUUGAAGAAUUUGCCAAGCAAGCAGAGGCCAUCUUUCGCCAAUCCGAGCGUCGUGCCGACCUCGACAAGUGGUACACACGCCUGGUUCGUGCCAUGUUUGACGCCAUCGGCCGCAUCGCCCUUGAGCACCAAAGAACACCCCCUGAGGUCGUUCGACUAGAGAACUUCCACCAACUGUACACGUUGCUCUACCAACUCAAGAUUAGCUGCCUCGAGGCUGAGCGUCGCGAGGCGAAGCAGCGCUACAGUGAGGCGCUGCAGGCUUACGUGACGCACUACUUCGGUCGGCCACUGGAGAAACUGAACCUAUUCUUUGAGGGCGUCCAGAGCAAAGUGGCGCAGGGCGUCAAGGAGGAGGAGGUGGGAUACCAGCUGGCAUUCAGCAAGCAGGAGCUGCGCAAAGUGAUCAAAGAGUACCCGGGAAAAGAGGUGAAGCGUGGACUGGAGGCCCUGUACCGCAAGGUCGAGAAGCACCUCUCGGACGAGAGCAGCAGCCUGCUACAAGUGGUGUGGCACUCGAUGCAGGACGAAUUCAUCCGCCAGUACAAGUCACUCGAGGCGUUGGUGCAGCGCUGCUACCCGGGGUCCAUGAUUACCCUCGAGUUCACGAUAGACGACAUACUCGCUUUCUUUUCGGACAUUGCUCGUUCCCACUAAUGGCCUUUUCAAUGUGACACAAUAUUGUGCACUUUAAAUGGACUUCCACCGGGGAGACAUGUUCAUUAAGAACACUUCUGUGGAGGAAGCAUGAAAGAGUGCAUGUAUGGCCAUUAAGCUAAUUGUUAUUGCCCCAUACCAAAGGUGUCAGUUGAAAGCUGAAAUUGAAUUGUACGUAUUGUUUGCAUCUAAUUGUGAUAUUGAAUGAUGUUUCACUGGAACUGCAAGAUAGGUUGAACUGCGUUACUGCGACAUUAAGAAAUGAGUUUUUGAUGCUUUGAAUAAACAAAAACUAAGCCUUAUUUAUUUAUUUUACAGGGUGAGAUAUGGCCAUGUAAAGUUAAGUUCACUGUGUUACCUGCAAUGGGGGGGGGGGGGCUUUUUUUAGUGAGAUUGAGUUGUUUUGAUGCUCGAAGAGCCAGGUUGCACAGGACGAAGUAUUUCUAGAGCCUUACAUGACGCACUGUCGUGGCGAUGUCUGGAGUGGUAUUCGAAGUCGAUAACAUUCUGGGACCUGAUAACAUUUGUGAGAGUUCAUGUGGCUUGGCACUGUUCACAUUCGCAGCUGCUAGCUGCAGCGUGCUUGUCGCAGUGUGAGAAACGCUAUUACCUGAAGGCACUGAUGUAUCUGGUGCUAAGUCGUGUGAAAUGUCGUGAAAGUGAUCAUAACCUUGAAGCAGAUCGAUUGAGGAUAUGGCUUAGUGAAAAUAUUUGAAGACACUUUGUGAAUACCCAAGUAUUGGGGCACAAGGACAUUGCCACGAACUUUGCAUGUUACCAGUUCAUUAGCAUGCAAAUCAACUGGAAGCAGUUCACACAUAGUUGUCCAGUCUUAAACACAGUGUGGCUGUUCUGUUCUUGCUUAACUGUCCAGAGGCAAGGCUAUCAUUUGGGAAAGAUUUAGACAAGAAACAUUACAUAUAAUAACUCUGUCAUUUUGAAAUUUGUGUGGCCAUAUGAAAUGUGAAGCUGGAAUGCAUUAAAAGCUCGAGUGCAAAGUGGGUCAUGGUUACGCAGGCUAGAUCUCUAGCACUUCCCAGAUAACAGCGAGCCUGCAUGCUUUGAGGCAUAAUGUCACGUGGAGAUUUCAAGAUCCCAUGCAUCUCAACAGGCGAUGUAGACAAUGCCUCAUAUGGUCAUAUUUUUUCCAAGUCACAGCUUAACAGUUUACCUGUGCUACUCAAGCCACGGCAUAUUUAGCGAUGAGAUUUGAGGCCUACAGGAUGCCAACAGCCCACAUACCUCAGCAGAGGACAAUGCCUCGUGCAAACGCGUUUCUUCUAAGGCCCGGUUUGCACUGGCAGCAUGCCCCUGUGCAGAUGAUGUCAGUCAGAGACGAAAGUUAUUCAGCUACCUUUGGUUUUGAAGCUACCAGCUCACAUUCAUAUACUAAAAGCUCCAUGAGGUAAUGCAUAAGUACAUAAAGGAGGUGAAAAGAAAGGGAGGGGAUAGAAACCUUUGCGAUUUUAGCAGCUUUGCAUCAUUGAUAGCAUUUGUGCAACUUUGACCCUGUUGCUGGUUUACAACUGUAGUGUGACAUAGCGCAGCAAGAGGCAAGUGCUCAGAUGCAGAUUCUUUUAUCUAAUGAAGGACCCCAUGUAACUUGAGGGUAUGUAAAGGGUGAGAGUUAUCAGCGUGCAAACAGAAACCGAGCAGGAUUGACAACAAAUGUGGCAAAGACAGCCAUUUGCUGCAGCCUUCAGCAAUCUAAGUAUCCCAAGUUUAUGAGCACCUAUAGGAUGAAAACGGCAAUCUAUGGCUAGUUUGCGAAGCCUUUUUUGUGGAAUGAGAGGAUGUAUCAGCACAAGUUGUUUGAGUUGCUAGUAGUUGAACUUGCGGCUGAGAACUGUUCAUGACCUUUUAAUUGAAAGUGGACAAUAACCUGACCUAAUUUUUUGGGCAUACCCUGACAUUCACCAACUUUGAGAAAUGUAGUGAAAGUGAUGGGUUACAUCAACCAUCUACAAACAGUUAGCUGAAGAGGGAAUCGAUUGUUGCCUGCUGUUGCUUCAUUUGUUGUGGGGGCUGGUUGAAUGAACACAACGGGCAAGUUGUCCUCGUUUCUCCAAGAUGUGCAAGCAGUUUUCAUUGCUGAUUUUCUGCUGCACUCUGUAGCAUCCACUGUGCUGUGUGAAAUAGGUCAGGUGGAGUAUGGUUUAUUUUCACUGGUGGCCUUUGCAUGUUGUGGGCUUCUGUGCUCAAGUCCCACCUUUAGAGUAACCUUUGGAAAUAUCUUGUAACAACCACAAAAACUGGAAUUGAAGUGCUUCUUUGGAAGGUGUGAGAGUGUGUGCUUUCUAGAACUUAAGCUGAAUGCUGUGUCAUUGUACAAUAUUUGUCACGUGAAAUUCAAGAUUCUGAUUUGUA
This is a messenger RNA of Dermacentor albipictus, 5104 nucleotides long. RefSeq names its product exocyst complex component Sec3 (gene Sec3). Gene Ontology annotation, cellular component: plasma membrane; exocyst. The record is from RefSeq and is a predicted model, not a curated record. Gene Ontology annotation, molecular function: phosphatidylinositol-4,5-bisphosphate binding. Gene Ontology annotation, biological process: Golgi to plasma membrane transport; exocytosis. NCBI's taxonomy places the organism in Eukaryota, Metazoa, Arthropoda, Arachnida, Ixodida, Ixodidae.